AAAACUCGUUCAACGACCUUAUCCUCUCGUCGAAUUGACUAGGCAUAUUUAUUCAAUAAAAUGCAGAUAAAACUUGAUAGGUUAAUUAACACUGUAUAUAUUACACAAUAACAUAAAGAAUAUUUUAUAUAUGCACACAUUCAAUUUAAUUUUUUAAUAUUUAUAAAAAUGUGGGUUACUAAGAAUUGUAGGCGCUUUCUUAAACACAAACAAUUUUGUAUACAAAUAUUGACUGAAAAAAGAUUGCGAUAUACCACAAAUCCAAACCAAGAGCUUCCAACACCAGAAUACGACAUAGAUUAUUUAUGUAAUCCAGCAAACCGAGAUAUAAUUGCUGCAAAUAUAGAAGCAAGGAAGGGUAUUGGAAAUAUUGACAAAGUUCUUGAACUUUCACGGAAACCAGAAUUCAAAGAAGCAUUUUUAAAUGAAUUAAGUAAAAUACCAAACCAAACAGAUCCAUUAGUAUUAUCUUAUGAUAAGGAACCACAAUUUUUGAGAGAAUAUGGAUGUAAACGAACAUUUUAUUUCGAACCACAAGAAUUUUCAGUUUUAGCUAAAAAUUUAAAGAUAGUUAAAAGUGAAUCCAUGGGUCCUGUAAUAGGACAACGAGGUUAUAUAUUUUUAGGAGAUUUAGCAGAUUUAGAAAAAGCGCUGGUUCAUUAUACUGUACAAUAUUUAAUGAAGCAAGGUUUUCAACUAAUAUCAGUACCUGAUAUUAUUCCUACUGAAGUUAUACAAAGAUGUGGAUUAAUAAUGGAGAAAGGAAGAGCUCUUACAUACAAUCUACUUACACCUUUCAAACAUCAGUAUAGUUUGUCUGGAACAGCAGAAAUGGCAUUAGCUUACAAACUAAUGAAUACUACAUUAAAUUCUCAUGAUCUACCAUUAAGGAUGGCUGCUGUAAGUAGAUGUUUUAGAGCAGAAGUGUCUCACAUGGUAGAUGAAAGAGGAUUAUACAGGGUGCAUCAGUUUACAAAGGUUGAAAUGUUUGUAUGUUCUGAACCUGACAAAUCUGAAAAAGAAUUUCAAAAUCUUCAAGAAAUUCAAGAAAAUUUGUUUUCUAGCUUAAAUUUACAUUUUCAAGUAAUUGAUAUGCCACCCCAUGAUUUGGGAGCACCAGCCUACAGAAAAGUUGAUAUAGAAGGUUGGAUGCCUGGGAGAAAAAUAUAUGGAGAAUUAUCUAGUUGCAGUAAUUGUACAGAUUACCAAUCACGUCGUCUUAAUAUAAAAUAUAGGACGAGAGAAGGAGAAUUGGUACAUGUUCAUACUUUAAAUGCAACUGCUUGUGCAAUACCUCGUAUGAUAAUUGCACUGUGUGAAACAUAUCAAACACAGCACCAUCGCAUUGAAAUUCCUGAAGUUUUGAAACCAUAUAUGAAGGAAAAAUUACUUAUCAAAAAGCAGCCAGUCGCAAAUAUGAGAACUUAUAAGUACACACCAGGCAUACAAUAAAAUAUUUUGUAAUAUAUAUAAUUUAAAACGUAAAUACAAUAAUAAUUUGAUUUAGAAAUAAAAUAAC
Megachile rotundata (alfalfa leafcutting bee) is the source of this 1519-nucleotide messenger RNA. RefSeq names its product Seryl-tRNA synthetase, mitochondrial (gene SerRS-m). Gene Ontology annotation, molecular function: serine-tRNA ligase activity; ATP binding. The record is from RefSeq and is a predicted model, not a curated record. Gene Ontology annotation, biological process: seryl-tRNA aminoacylation. Lineage: Eukaryota; Metazoa; Arthropoda; Insecta; Hymenoptera; Megachilidae.